GCGGGCGGGGGACAAGGGGCUGGCGCUGUCGCGUGCCCUGCCGCCGCCAUGGGGGUGCAGCCCCCCAACUUUUCGUGGGUGCUCCCGGGCCGGCUGGCGGGUCUGGCGCUGCCGCGGCUGCCCGCGCACUACCAGUUCCUGCUGGACCGGGGCGUGCGGCACUUGGUGUCCCUGACGGAGCGCGGGCCCCCGCACAGCGACACCUGCCCCGGCCUCACGCUGCACCGGCUGCGCAUCCCGGACUUCUGUCCACCAGCCCCCGAGCAGAUCGACCGCUUCGUGCGGAUAGUGGACGAGGCCAACGCGCGCGGGGAGGCUGUGGGAGUGCACUGUGCCCUGGGCUUUGGCCGCACUGGCACCAUGCUGGCCUGUUACCUGGUGAAAGAGAGGGGCCUGGCCGCGGGAGAUGCCAUUGCUGAAAUCCGGCGCCUUCGACCCGGCUCCAUCGAGACCUACGAACAGGAGAAAGCCGUCUUCCAGUUCUACCAGCGGACUAAAUAAGGGCCCCCGGCACCCGUCUGCCUGGCCCAUGCCCUGACCUGCACUGGAAGCACCAGGCCCUCCCGCUGGCUCGAGAGACUGAGUGGUCCUUCCCUGCAGGCAGGCCUUGACCAAAGAGAGGGCUGGGGCUGCACUGCAGGGGGGGCAGGGGGGCCUCCGCUGCUUCCCCGAAUAAAUAACUUCAAAGAGCCAGCUCGCAGUGCAUAGCCCCGUGCAGUUUACAAAGCAUUCCCACAUGCCAACUAACUGGAGCCUCACACUAGCCCUGUGACCCAGGAAUGACAGCAGGGCCAUCACUGUUCUUUGGGUGAGGUAGCUCAGGCCCAGGCCCAAGGCCAGGCUUCUAGAAAGUGGAAGGGGGGGCCAGGACCACAGCACACAUCUUCAGCCCCUGAAAGAUGCUGAGACGCUAUGUGUCUGUUCCCUGACAAUCUUUGAUGUCUCUCCUGGGGAGCCGGUCAGCGAAAAGGUCACAGAUCCCCAGGGGCCCGGGGUCUCUGAUGCUCACAGGCCGGAAGCGUCCUGUGGACACAACCCCUCAGUCUGGGCCCGCAUGCCCCUCCUGUGUCAUCCUGUCCACCCUCUCGAGACGGAGAAGGCCUGGGUGUUGUGCACACAGAUAACUACUAUCGCCAGUUCCCCAGGACCAGGCGUCUCUCACCAGCCGUGGGCUUCUGGGCUCCCCCGUGAGCCCCUGCCUGUGAUGCUGUCCCCCAGCCCCAGGCCCAGGGAGGCUGGAACCGAGCCAGCCUGGGCGGUUGUGUGGAGAGAGCUAUUUGAUGGUUAGAUGAAGGGAUGCGGGGCCAUGACUCUUAGCGUGUUUCUCUGAUGUUCCCUUCCCUUCCCGGUUGGAGACCAUUCUAGAAGGCCCAGAGCCUUUGAGACACAGGAUGAAUGGGGUAGACCAGCCACAUGGACUCUUUAUUGUAACUUCUGUCUGAAUCCCCGUCCCCUGUUGUGCAGCAGGCCGGGCUGCACGAGGCAGAGGUGGUCCUGAACCGUGUCCUGAGUGCUGUGCGUCCCCGGCCUUGUCAGGUGCGGAGGCUCCAGCUGAGUGAGAUGACUCCCCACCUCCUGCAGGGACGGGCGCGGACAGGGCCGCAGCAGGGACAGGGGCGCUGGGACAGACCUGCCUUCCAGAUGCAGUGGACACAGAGGAAGGAGGCCAGCCCCCCACCGCGGACCCCGUCCCGUAUAGCCUAGGCCAGAGGCAGGCCCAAGCCGCCCGCUCCUGACCCAUCUUUCUGCUCUCUCACGCAGUGUUACGGCUGGAGUCUUGCCGCUGUCUCCGGAAGGGAGACAGGCCGUUAAGUUCCAGUCCUGCAGCGGACUAACUAAGGGCCCCUCUCCACUGAGGACUAUCAGAGCCGAGUAAUCCGUCUUUCAUCCUGCUCCCCUGGGUCCCCACCAGCCCAGCCAGGCCGUGCGUGAGAGGCACCCACAGUUGCAGGCACUCAGGCUGCAGCAGAGCCGGAAGCGGCUGGGAGACCGAUGCACCGAAGCCCGGCCACCUGUUCCACCUGCCGCCUCACCGGAGACCUGGGCCUGUUUCUCCACGUGCACCAGAGCCCCCUUCCACAGGGGAGCGUCUGUGUGUGCAUGUGUGCGCGUGUGUAUGCCAGAGCCCCCUUCCACAGUAGAGUGUGUGUGUGUAUGCAUGCGUGCGUGUGCCAGAGCCCCCUUUCACAGGGGAGUGUGUGUGUGUGUGUGUGUGUGCGUGCAUGCAUGCACCAGAGCCCCCUUCCACAGGGGAGCGCGUACGUGUGUGUGUGCACACACGUGCGUGAAGGGAGCAAGCCUGUGGAUGGCCUGCUCCCCGGACCCCUCCCCUCCACUUACCAGGAUGGGAACAGGGAAGUGGGGGCUCGAGGCUGCACCCCAGGGUUCACGUCUGCUCUGAUCCUGCCGUGCCCUGUCGAACAGCCAGUCCUCACACUCCUGCCCUCCGCUCCCACCCCCCUGCAUCCUGUCCUCUGGACGGCAGGAGGGGAACCUGCCCUUCCCUUCCUCCCGGGGCUCCUUCAGAGGAGACGGAACAUUUUUCUAACCCCAUUAGAGCCCCCUAUGCAGCCUCCGUCCCCAUAAUUUAAGCAGAUCUCUGCUGCCUCAAGAGUUCCUCGGGGAAAUAAACAUAUAAUUAUGUGCUUAAGGAAAUCGGUUUUUAAAUAAGUAAGAGUUGACUUGAGAUGAAAAACUCUGCCCGUAUCCUUCCACCUACCUGGGGAGGUUAGCCUGAGGCGCCUUUUGGGCGCACCCCCACCCCCAGAUAUUUGGGGAUUGGGAGCAGAGGCCUGCUCGCCUCUCCUGUGACCACCAGGGAGGGGCUGCAGGCCUCCCUUCCCCGUCCCACCUUCACUGAGAUGACACGUGUGAGGAAGGGGCCACCCCUGAGGACAUGGAGCCUGUGCCCCUCCUCAAACCAGGGUCCCUCCAGCUCAGCACCGCUGGCAUCUGGGGCUGACGCUUCUCGGUUGCGAGGCCAUCUGUGCGCCGUAUGGUGUUUAGCAACAUCCGUGACCUCUCCACUCACCAGAUGCCGGUAGCGUGCCUACCCCCCCCCCCCAAAAAUGGGACCUCGAGAAUGCUUCCAGGCAUUGCCAAAUGUCCCCCAGGAGGACAAAAUUGGCCCCAGUUGGGAACCAGUGCCUCAGCCCAGCAAGCACCAAAGGCAACCAUGAGCUUUCGUUCCAUGAGCUUUUCGUUCUAUAGGAACAUGCUUGGGCAUUUCUCCUGUGGACGCACACGUCUCGAGGGGGGAGAAAGGGCCAGACGCCCUCAAACGCUUCCCUCUUGCAGCGGUUCCUGCUGCCCGCUCCCAGCCCCGCCCCCUUGCCCAGGGUGGCUUUCCAAGAUGGUGACAGACACCGUUCACUUUCAACGUCUGCAGUGAUGUGGACUCACACCCCCGUGUCUUUAAAGUUCACGUUUAUGGCCUGGCAGGCGGCUUGCCAUCCCUGCCCGAUGGAGGCUGUUCUAAGUGGAAGACAUCCGUCCACGUCAUUCGGGUUCUGCGGCCGGCGCCGUUUCGGUUCCUCUCCCUGAAAGCUGUUCGGAUGCGCGAGCCACCAGAAUCGGGACAGGAGGCGCACGGGCCGCUCUCUGAGACACUCCUCCCUGGUUCUUCCUCCUCUGCUUCGCCUGCCGCAAGCCCCACGGGGGUACUUCUCCGUGGGCUCUUCCCAGGCCAUGUGUCCCCGCCCUGGGGGCGGGGGGGGGGGGGGGACACGCGUCCUCCUGCUGCAGAGAUCCGUCUGCAUCAUGUAUCCUGCACCCACCACGUAGGGACCUGUCCCACAGGGCGGCCCCUCCUCCCCCUGGUGAAGGGAGUCCGCUCCUCGUGCCCGGGCCCCCAGGUCUCCCCAGGAGAAUGAUGAGCACGUCAUGGGGCCAGGGAUUUGAUCCAGGUCACGAACCAUUUCCCAGAAUGAACCGCACUCCUGCGCCGAGCCUCAGACCAAAACUUCUGCUGUCUGCGUUGCCAUUUUUCCUAAGGAAACGAAUUUGGUCUCACGGGACUGCUGCGUCGCGAAACAGCGUCAGUGACCACGAAUGCAUCUCACGCUUCGUCGUGACUGAACCAUCACAUUUAUGAAGCACCGACCGUGUAGCAGCUGCUUUACACACAUCGUGUUAUGCCUUCUUCUCCUUACAACCACUCUGCGAAUCAGAGUGUCGGGACCUCGCCAUGCUGCCGGCGCCCAGCACAAUGCCUGGAACCCGGGUGCUCCGUAAACACGUGGCAACCGACUGACCGGGUACCUGCCCCGAGACGCAGAACCGGGAAGAAUAAUCCAGGGCAUAUAAUCUAGUGGCGGAUCCGUGGCACGCGUGCCCCGAAGUGUGACGCAAAGAUGGGUACAGGGCGGAGCACAGGGAGCCGACUGGCGCCGAGGCGCCCCCAGCGGGCGGCGGAACACACGUGGGUAGAUCCGCUCGGUGAAGACGCCGCCGACACUCCUGCGGGAGGGUCUGGGUGGGUUGCAUCCGAUCGCCAGUGCGCAGGCGCCACAGGCCUCGGAGCAGAGGCCACCCCGCCGGGCUCCGCGCGACAGCAGGGCCCCGUCGCCGGGCGGCGCUGCGGUGCUUUGUGAUUUCACGCCUGCCAAAGAGAGACAAGGCCUCACGGCUGCUGAUCCUUACGACGUUUCAGAAGAUGCGAGUUAAGUAAGAACCCGCUUUCCCCGCUUGCUGAAAGUUAAUGACGUUAACGCGUUGCCAAAGA
This is a messenger RNA of Prionailurus viverrinus (fishing cat), 4723 nucleotides long. RefSeq names its product dual specificity phosphatase 23 (gene DUSP23). Gene Ontology annotation, molecular function: protein tyrosine/serine/threonine phosphatase activity. Lineage: Eukaryota; Metazoa; Chordata; Mammalia; Carnivora; Felidae. Gene Ontology annotation, biological process: protein dephosphorylation; cilium assembly. The record is from RefSeq and is a predicted model, not a curated record. Bases 49 to 501 code for a protein of 150 amino acids. The transcript has 3 exons.